Pararge aegeria (speckled wood butterfly) is the source of this 718-nucleotide messenger RNA. RefSeq lists its product as uncharacterized. The transcript is spliced from 2 exons. Lineage: Eukaryota; Metazoa; Arthropoda; Insecta; Lepidoptera; Nymphalidae. Bases 121 to 486 code for a protein of 121 amino acids. The record is from RefSeq and is a predicted model, not a curated record.
CAAAAGCGCACGGCCCAGUGUAGACGUUUGAACAAAAAGUGAUUAGGUAUAAUACCUACCAACUAACAAAUAUUCUGAAAAGUGAACGGUGCAUUAAUAAAAUUUAAAACAUACCAUAAAAUGUGUGAAAGCAUGGAGAAAUACUUACUGUUUGCUGCUGUCGCUACAAUUAUAGCACAAACUCAAGCCCGAAAUACACCUGUAUUAAUAGAAAACCCAAAGUUAGGACCAACGUACAACGAAUUACUCUUUAUACUCCAAUCCAGACAUGGUGUGGCCGGGAUGCAACCAAAGCACUUAACGCCAUGCGCUAGAGCUAUAUUAGGGUGCUGCAACAACAAAGCGAUGAAUGAGACUUGUUCUGAAAAUCUCAAAUGUGGAGCCCACUUUUUCGACGACAACCCCUGUGAAGACAAAUUUAUUAUAGACGCUCUAGAAGCAGCGAAACUAUUUUACGAACAGUUUAACGCAGUCGCCUCAGCGUAACGAAUUUGAAAACGUUGAAUGAUCACUGAGACAGCGUUUAAGGAAAAAUAAUUAAAGUAAACCUAACGUAUUCAGUUGUGAAUACGAUUUUAACUUGGUAGAAAUAACCUUCGGUAAUAUAAGAAGCGUUCAAGAUCUAAGAGAGGCAAAAGUAACGGCAUGGUUGAAAUAAGUUGCAUCAUGGAAAAAUAGUUUAAAUAUAUUUCAUUAGGUUCCUUGGUACCAGUCAUCA